AUGCUUUGCACGGCACGGAGAAUAGCAGCACACCAGCUGCGGGGGAGAAUCGCGCAGCGCACCACCUCCCCCGUUGCAUUCUUCAGCCCCGCCGCACUCCGCCGGCUCGCCUCGACCCUCGCCGUCCUCGAGCAGAAGGAGGGGAAGCUGAACCAUGGCUCCCUAAGCGCCAUCACAGCAGCCCAGAAGGUCGGUGGUCCGGUCCAUGGCUUCGUGGCUGGGAGCAACAUCAAGCCGGUGGCAGACGAGGCCGCAACCGCAGACGGCGUGGAGAAGAUACUUGCAGUAGACAAUGGUGCUUAUGAUAAGGGCCUCCCCGAGAACUUCGCCGACCUCCUCGUCGAGAACAUCAAGAAAGGAGGCUACACACAUGUCAUCGCAGGCCACACAGCAUUCGGCAAGAACCUCCUGCCGCGCGUGGCCGCCCUACUCGACUCGCAGCAGAUAUCCGACAUCACCUCCAUCGAGAGCGAGAACACCUUUGUGCGCCCCAUCUACGCCGGCAACGCCAUCGCGACGGUCGAGUCGACAGACCCCGUGAAGAUCAUCACCAUCCGCGGCACCGCCUUCGCGCCCGCCGAGCUCGGCAAGGGCUCCGCGGCCGUCGAGGAAGGCGCCGACCCCAAGACCGCGAGCCCCACCGAGUGGGUGUCCGAGGACCUCGCCAAGUCCGACAGGCCCGACCUGGCGACGGCGGGCAAGGUCGUGUCGGGCGGCCGCGGGCUCAAGUCCAAGGAGGAGUUCGACAAGGUGAUGCAGCCCCUAGCUGACACCCUCGGCGCCGCCAUCGGUGCGUCCCGCGCGGCCGUCGACAGCGGGUACGCGGACAACAGCCUGCAGGUUGGGCAGACCGGCAAGGUGGUUGCGCCACAGCUGUACAUGGCUGUCGGCAUCUCCGGGGCCAUCCAGCACCUGGCUGGCAUGAAGGACAGCAAGGUGAUAGCUGCGAUCAACAAGGAUGCGGAUGCGCCCAUCUUCCAGGUCGCUGACGUCGGGCUCGUGGGUGACCUUUUCGAGAAGGUGCCCGAGCUGACGGAGAAAUUGAAGGAAUAG
Diaporthe citri is the source of this 1053-nucleotide messenger RNA. RefSeq lists its product as uncharacterized. Lineage: Eukaryota; Fungi; Ascomycota; Sordariomycetes; Diaporthales; Diaporthaceae. The transcript has 2 exons. The record is from RefSeq and is a predicted model, not a curated record. Gene Ontology annotation, molecular function: flavin adenine dinucleotide binding; electron transfer activity. Gene Ontology annotation, cellular component: mitochondrion. Bases 1 to 1053 code for a protein of 350 amino acids.